Messenger RNA from Galeopterus variegatus (Sunda flying lemur), 2853 nucleotides. It is a transcript of the gene ACSBG1, whose product is annotated as acyl-CoA synthetase bubblegum family member 1. The transcript has 15 exons. Gene Ontology annotation, molecular function: long-chain fatty acid-CoA ligase activity. Gene Ontology annotation, cellular component: membrane; endoplasmic reticulum. The record is from RefSeq and is a predicted model, not a curated record. The coding region runs from base 77 to 2257 and encodes 726 amino acids. Lineage: Eukaryota; Metazoa; Chordata; Mammalia; Dermoptera; Cynocephalidae.
UGAAAAGUUCUCCAGCAGAUAUUGUCAAGUGUAAGAAGCAAGGACACCAAGCUCUCUUCUGUGGACUUCGAGGCAAAUGCCACGCAGUUCUGGAGCCGGAUACGGCUGCCUCCCCAGGGACCCCAGCAUGCCGGACAGCAGAGAGGCCCCACAGAACAGUCAGCAAGACACGAUCAUGGGGACCACCCACGAAAACAUGGGAAGGAGCUCCCUGACUGACGGGCAGACGCUCUCCAAAGAGUCCCUAAGCCAUGCCCUCGAGCUCUUGGCCCCAGAGAAGUCAAAGGAUGCCCAGGUGGAGGUGGAUUCUCCAGAGAAGGCGCUGUGGACUACUCAGGCUGAUGGACGGGUCCGUCUGCGCAUAGACCCCAGCUGCCCACAGCUUCCCUGCACUGUACAUCGGAUGUUCUCCAAGGCUCUGGACAAGUAUGGGGACCUCAGCGCCCUGGGCUUCAAGCGCCAGGACAAGUGGGAGCACAUCUCCUACUUCCAGUACUACCUGCUUGCCCGCAAAGCUGCCAAGGGCUUCCUGAAGCUCGGCCUGGAGCGGGCCCACAGUGUGGCCAUCCUUGGCUUCAACUCCCCGGAGUGGUUCUUCUCAGCAGUGGGCACAGUAUUUGCAGGUGGCAUCGUCACUGGCAUCUACACAACCAGCUCCCCUGAGGCUUGCCAGUACAUCGCCCAUGACUGCCGUGCCAACGUCAUCGUGGUAGACACGCAGAAGCAGCUGGAAAAGAUCCUGAAGAUUUGGAAAAAUUUGCCACAUCUGAAGGCAGUAGUGAUAUAUCAAGAACCUCCUCCACAGAAGAUGGCCAAUGUGUACACGAUGGAGGAAUUCAUGGAGCUGGGGAACGAGGUGCCUGAGGAGGCCCUGGACACCAUCAUCGAAGCCCAGCAGCCCAACCAGUGCUGCGUGCUGGUCUACACAUCGGGCACCACUGGGAGCCCCAAGGGCGUGAUGCUGAGUCAGGACAAUAUCACAUGGACAGCACGGUUCGGCAGCCUGGCUGGUGACAUCCAGCCAGCAGAAGUCCAGCAGGAGGUGGUGGUCAGCUACCUACCCCUCAGCCACAUUGCUGCCCAGAUCUACGACCUGUGGACGGGGAUCCAGUGGGGUGCCCAGGUCUGCUUUGCCGAGCCUGACGCCCUGCAGGGGAGCCUGGUGAACACACUGCGUGAGGUGCAGCCCACAUCCCACAUGGGUGUGCCCCGCGUGUGGGAGAAGAUCAUGGAGCGGAUCCAGGAGGUGGCGGCUCGGUCAGGCUUCAUCCGACGCAAGAUGCUGCUGUGGGCCAUGUCGGUGACCUUGGAGCAGAACCUCACCUGCCCUGGCAGUGACCUGAAGCCCUUCACAACCAGACUGGCCGAUUACCUGGUGCUAGCCAAGGUUCGCCAGGUGUUGGGCUUUGCCAAGUGUCAGAAAUGCUUCUAUGGGGCAGCUCCCAUGACCGCAGAGACACAGCGCUUCUUCCUGGGCCUCAACAUCCGCUUGUACGCGGGCUACGGACUCAGUGAGACCUCAGGCCCCCACUUCAUGUCCAGCCCCUACAACUACCGGCUCUACAGCUCGGGCAAGGUGCUGCCAGGCUGCCGGGUGAAGCUGGUGAACGAGGAUGCGGAGGGCAUCGGCGAGAUCUGCCUGUGGGGCCGCACCGUCUUCAUGGGCUACCUGAACAUGGAGGACAAGACGUGCGAGGCCAUCGACGCCGACGGCUGGCUGCACACGGGCGACGCCGGCCGCCUGGACGCCGACGGCUUCCUCUACCUCACCGGGCGCCUCAAAGAAUUAAUCAUCACGGCCGGUGGGGAGAAUGUGCCCCCUGUGCCCAUUGAGGAGGCUGUGAAAAUGGAGCUGCCCAUCAUCAGCAAUGCCAUGCUGAUCGGGGACCAGAGGAAGUUCCUGUCCAUGCUGCUCACCUUGAAGUGCACUCUGGAUCCAGACACCUCUGACCCAACUGAUAAUCUGACCGAACAAGCCGUGGAGUUCUGCCAGCGGGUGGGCAGCAAAGCCACCACAGUGUCUGAGAUCGUGGGGAAGAAGGAUGAGGUUGUGUAUCAGGCCAUCAAAGAGGGGAUCCAGAGGGUCAACAUGAACGCGGCAGCCCGACCCUACCACAUCCAGAAGUGGGCCAUCCUUGAGAGGGACUUCUCCAUCUCAGGAGGAGAGUUGGGUCCCACAAUGAAACUGAAGCGGCCCACAGUUUUGGAGAAGUACAAAGAUAUCAUUGACUCCUUUUACCAAGAGCAGAACAAGUAGUCGGAGGCCGUCCUUGCAGUCUCUGCUGAACAGGUGUCCGGCCUCCCGAGCAUUUCCCUGACUCCAGGUUCUCUUCGGUCUGGGCACAGGAGCUCUGGCAAGUCUGUUAAACCUCCAGGUCAGGGGAUGGCACCGGCUUCGACAUUGACCAGGUCUUGUGCCAACGAUAGCUGACAAUUCUGAGAAGCUUCCGUAUGGAUAGUUGUAAUUCUGUUUAGGUGCUGCUGCUUGUUCAGGUGACAAAUGAGAUCAGCUCUCCUUCCAGAACUAAAGGGCUGAUCACUUUUGGCCCCAGUUCCAGGUAGAUUUAACAAGCUGCUAGCUCACGUCGCAGGCCAGCCGGUGCAGGCUGGGUGGGAGCGGAGGACGGAGGGAAAGACAGCUCAUAUCACCAGUGUGCACCACAGGGAGAGCGGACAGCCCUAACCCACCUAACGGCCCGACUUACUCUGGAAUCCUGUUGGACACUGCCGACUCCAUGAUUCCCUCCUCCACCACACACACCCACUCACUUGAUGCUUAAUAAACCUGCUGCUGCCUAUUUGAUUGUAUUUAAUGUGUAAUUUAAAUAUUAAACCUUUUAACAGAACUGUCAA